GGGCUCCCGCCGUCUAACUGCCAUGUCACGGCCGGUCGGCUGGUGCUCUCGCCUCGCUGGCGGCGCGGUCUGGUGCCGCGGCGCCCAGCUCUCCUGUGGGCUCGCGGCGGCUCGCCGCCGCGGUGCCGAACAAUGUGAUCAGUCCGGAUUCGUCCCGGCGUGCCGCCAGUGCCGCUUCUUCGCCGAUUUUUGGCUCGACCAGUUUGUCGACAAAGUUGCCUCCGAGCUCCUGCUGCUCGACUGCGCGGCGGAACCGGCCCAUCGCGGCUGAGACGUGAUGCGCCGGCACCGGGGCAACGGCGCGGGACCAUUCUUCCAGGCUCUCUCGAGCAACCUCAAAUUUGGCCGAUUUUGUGGAUCUCAACCCUGCUGCUCUCUGACCACAACCUCGCGGCCCGCUGCGCGGCUCUCCGAGCGCGAGAGGAGUCGUCUACGAGGCGGCGGCGAGCGCAGGCGGCGGCGGCGCGGCGACGCGGCGGCGGAUCGCGGCGCAGACAACGGCAGCAAUCUGGCUGCUGCUUGCUGCUGCAGCAGCUGCUGCUGCGGCUGCUGCUCCGCUGCCGCUGAUUGUGGACACGAUUCCCCCGAUAACCCUGCC
Messenger RNA from Emiliania huxleyi CCMP1516, 598 nucleotides. RefSeq lists its product as hypothetical. The record is from RefSeq and is a predicted model, not a curated record. NCBI's taxonomy places the organism in Eukaryota, Haptophyta, Isochrysidales, Noelaerhabdaceae. Bases 23 to 271 code for a protein of 82 amino acids. The transcript has a single exon.